Penicillium canescens is the source of this 186-nucleotide messenger RNA. RefSeq lists its product as uncharacterized. The transcript has a single exon. The record is from RefSeq and is a predicted model, not a curated record. Bases 1 to 186 code for a protein of 61 amino acids. NCBI's taxonomy places the organism in Eukaryota, Fungi, Ascomycota, Eurotiomycetes, Eurotiales, Aspergillaceae.
AUGUGCGAGCUGAAUGUCUUUGGCGGGGAGCCAAUCGUCAUCCCUGAUGAUAUUGCGGGCAGUCUCGACAUAAGCGUCAUUUUCGUAUUGGAAAAGAUGACCCCAACUGAGCUACGCAAGAUCCGAUCGGAAUUCUUCAGCGGUGUGACCGAUGAGCAGUUCGUGUGGGUUGAUGUGUCACAUUGA